This is a messenger RNA of Musa acuminata subsp. malaccensis (wild Malaysian banana), 2127 nucleotides long. RefSeq names its product patellin-3. The record is from RefSeq and is a predicted model, not a curated record. Gene Ontology annotation, molecular function: lipid binding. Lineage: Eukaryota; Viridiplantae; Streptophyta; Magnoliopsida; Zingiberales; Musaceae.
CCACCACCUCUAAUAAUAUUGAUACACUACUUUCAAUCUUCUAUUCUCUCUCUAACUCUCCCUGUGGUCGAUGGCCCAAGCAACCCAGGCCAAGGCAUCCGAAGCCGUCCCCGCGGCGGAGUUUGUCGUCGCCGAGGCUCCGUCUGAGUCGGAACCCAAGGAGCCUGCGGCCGAGGAAAAGAAGCCCGAGGCUGACGAGAAGAAAACCGAGGCCCAGGAGGUGGCAUCGCCCGCUGACGAGGCUCCCGCUGAGUCGGAACCCAAGGAGCCUGCGGCCGAGGAGAUGAAGUCCGAGGCUAAGGAGAAGAAAAACGAGGUCCAGGAGGUGGCAUCGCCCGCUGACGAGACUGCCGCCCCCGACGUCGAUCCCCAGAAGAAGGCUCUCGACGAGCUGAAGGAGCUCGUGCAGGCCGCCCUCGCUAACAACGAGUUCAACCCCCCUCCACCUCCCCCGCCUCCGCCCACGGCCCCAGCGGAGGAGCCGGAAGCCGCGCCGGCAGAAGCCCCCGCCCCUGCUUCCGUGGAGGAGAGGAAGCCGACUUCGGAAGAGCUCCCGAAGACGUCCGAGGCCGCUCCUGCAUCGGUUGAGGGACCUCUGAAUCCGGAAGUGGUGGAGCAGCCCGCUGCACCGGUAAAGGAGGAACCUUUGCCUGCCCCUGCGCAGCCGGCGGAGGAGAAGGCUGCCGAGGUUGACGACGACGGCGCCAAGACGGUGAAAGCCAUCGAGGAAACCUUCGUCCCCGUGGCCGCUCCCCCUCCGGCAGCCGAGGAGGUUCCUCCUGCUGCAGAGGACUCAGCGAAGGAACCGCCUGAGGAGGACCCUGCUCCGGCACCGGCGGCUCCACCAGAGGAGGUAUUCAUAUGGGGGAUCCCUCUCGUGGGCGACGACAAGAGCGACACCAUCCUCCUCAAAUUCCUCCAAGCUCGCGACUUCAAGGUGAAGGACGCCCUGGCCAUGCUUAAGGACGCCGUCAUCUGGAGGAAGCAGUUCGGCAUCGAGGCGCUCCUGGAGGAGGACGUCGGCCUGCCGGAGCUGGACAAGGUCGUGUACAUGCAUGGCGUCGACAAGGAGGGCCAUCCCGUGUGCUACAACGUCUACGGUGAGUUCCACGACAAGGAGCUCUACGAGAAGACAUUCGGCGACGCGGACAAGCGGCGCAAGUUCCUCAAGUGGAGGAUCCAGUACCUCGAGAAGGGGAUCAGGGAGAAGCUGGACUUCACUCCUGGUGGCAUCUCCUCCAUGGUUCAGGUGACAGAUCUCAAGAACUCGCCACGGAUCGGGAAGCAUCGGCAGGUCACGAAGCAAGCCGUCACUCUGCUCCAGGACAACUACCCCGAGUUCAUCGCCAAGAAGGUGUUCAUCAAUGUUCCAUGGUGGUAUUUGGCUGUCAACCGGAUGAUGAGCCCAUUCUUCACACAGAGGACCAAGAGCAAGUUUGUCUUCGCCGGACCAUCCAGAUCUGCAGAGACCCUGUUCAAAUACAUAGCACCUGAGCAAGUUCCGGUUGCACUCGGCGGUCUUAGCAAGGACGAUGACCGCGAUUUCACCGCUGCUGAUGCUGCUACGGAUGUCAGCAUCAAACCUUCAUCCAAGCAAACCAUAGAAAUGCCAGCCACCGAGGCAUGCGUUCUCGUGUGGGAACUCCGAGUGCUGGGAUGGGAGGUUAGCUACGGUGCCGAGUUCACCCCGAGCGCGGAGGACGGGUACACGGUGAUCGUGCACAAGACCAGGAAGUUGGCCGCCGUCGAUGAGCCCGUGAUCAAAGGCUCCUUCAAGAUUGGGGAGCCCGGCAAGGUGGUUCUCAGCAUCGACAACCCCACGUCCAAGAAGAAGUUGCUCCUUUACCGACACAAGGUGAAGAGCUGCAGCGAAUCCAACUGAUGUAGGUGGCAGAAACGAGAGGAACACAUCAUGAAGGACUGCCUUUGUUUCGGUGAUCCUACUCGUGGUUGAUUGGUUUGCUUGUUCUGGUUUUGUUCACUGGAUCUCGAGGGAUUGUGUCACCUAUCAUUCGCAUGUAAAUGUUCUGUACAUGGUCUUCCGUGGAGUUCCUGAAGUCACGUGGGUUUGCAUUUUGGCAAGGUUUUCUUAUAAGAAUCACCGUCUUCCCUUGUGUUUCCAGCUUA